This is a messenger RNA of Coccidioides immitis RS, 1219 nucleotides long. Its product is annotated as calcium-binding protein NCS-1. Gene Ontology annotation, cellular component: intracellular membrane-bounded organelle; membrane; cytosol. The transcript has 5 exons. The record is from RefSeq and is a predicted model, not a curated record. Gene Ontology annotation, molecular function: calcium ion binding. NCBI's taxonomy places the organism in Eukaryota, Fungi, Ascomycota, Eurotiomycetes, Onygenales, Onygenaceae. Bases 1 to 774 code for a protein of 257 amino acids.
AUGGGGAAGUCACAGUCGAAGUUGUCCCCCUCGCAACUUGAUGAACUUCAAAAAGCGACCCAUUUCGACAAGAAGGAGUUGCAGCAAUGGUAUAAAGGGUUCCUGAAGGACUGCCCCUCCGGCACCCUUACGAAGGAGGAAUUCCAAAAGAUCUACCGGCAGUUCUUCCCCUUUGGCGACCCGUCCUCUUUUGCGAACUACGUUUUCAGAGUAUUUGAUUCCGAUAAUAGCGGCAUGAUCGACUUUAAAGAGUUCAUCUGCGCCCUAUCGGUGACCUCCCGCGGCAGAAUGGAAGACAAAUUAGACUGGGCUUUCCAGCUGUACGAUAUCGAUGGCGACGGGAAGAUCAGCUACGAUGAAAUGCUCGCGAUAGUCGAGGCUAUAUAUAAAAUGGUUGGGUCAAUGGUGAAGCUCCCAGAAGAUGAAGAUACCCCUGAAAAGCGCGUCAAGAAGAUCUUCCGGAUGAUGGAUAAGGAUGAGAACGGAAGCCUGGACAUCGCCGAAUUCAAGGAGGGCACAUGUCAGAUGUACGAUCCUGCACGAAAUGUCCCCUUGACCUUUUCUACGAACUCUUUUUGCCCUUUUUAUGGUGGGGCGUCACUUGCCAUUGUACCUGAAUUGUUUAGUUACGGCUUGUGUUAUCGGUGUGUUUCCUUCGCCGCAAGGCAAGGUUCUCGAAGGUCGCGGCCGGCAAUGAGCUUCCAGCCUGCUAGGAGUUCGCAUCACCACUCCCCGCUGGCACGAAGCGCCGUAUUUUCGUCCCUUCCCCGCUAAAUGUUCAUAUUCGCCCGUCCAGGUCCAUCGACGGCAUAGCGGGGUUCAGUUUCCAGCCUCAAGCUUCCCGGCAUAUAGGGGGCGUCGCGCCCCGCCCACUACACGAAUGGCUUGGAGAAACCGUUGCUGUUGCUCCGCCUAUCUGACAUCACUCCUCUUCUUGUACUAUUUUUCUUUUUCUCUCUUUUUCUUUUUUUCCUUUCCUUUCCCCUUUCCGUUCCUUUCUUUUUUUUUCUUUUUUUUCCUCCCUCCUUUUUUCUUUUUGACGAAACGCCGAAGUUCUGUUUUCUCUUGGCGGGCCUUUGCAUGACUGAUGGCGGUGUAGGUCUGAUUUUGAAUAUUGCUUGGUUGAGUGAUUCUUGGGCUCCGGCGUCUACUAGUUAUUAGUUAGUACCCCUGCGUGUACGAGAACUUAAGAAAGCAAAGUGAAUUUAUAACAUUAAAA